Owenia fusiformis is the source of this 1236-nucleotide messenger RNA. The record is from the annotation of a GenBank genome assembly. NCBI's taxonomy places the organism in Eukaryota, Metazoa, Annelida, Polychaeta, Sabellida, Oweniidae.
CUUCUCUCCUGCCAUUUGUUUUUUACAUUACAAUAAUACAAUUUUAUAUAUACCCUUGGUAUCUGAGUAGUAAGGCAUGUUGAAUAGAAUUCGUUGCAUAUUGAGACAUAAGAUUGCAUUUUCAAUACAAGAAGGUUAACAUCUUUGAAAAACACUACCUAGACACAAUACCUACAAUUUGGAAAGAUAAUUCUACAAAACACCGAGUCUUCAUCUGGGUCAUUACCAAAUUGUUUAAAACAAAUAUACACCAAAGCGAUAUUUGAAAGACAAAUUAAACAGAUCUAAAGGAGUGUCCAACAAUGUCCCAUCUGGUUGAUGAUAGCGAAGCGGUUGUUGGAAAGGAGCCUAAUAAUAUCCAAGAGGACACAGACGGUUCCGUUAUUGACAAUUCCGAAGCCUCAGGCAGAGACUAUAAAGUUGAUCCGGAAUUUCUGAGAGAACAAAAUAUUCUAGCGUUGGAGUUGCUUAUCCUGUCCAUAGUGUUCAUUAUAUUUCUUUGCUUCCUCGGAAUUUUGAAGAAGCAUUUCUUGGCACGUGGCUGGUGUCUCUGGUGCCUCAGUGAGGGGGCUAAACUGAAGCACAUCGCUUCAUUGUCUAGCAUCGGAACUACUCAAUCAGAUUCUAACACAUUCCUGAAUCGGGUCUAUAGUACGGACGAUAUGCUUGCUGCAUGGGGAAGUGGGGCAUACAAUGAUGCUGUAAGGAGGAGCAUUGUAGCAUACAAUGAUGCUGCAAGGAGAAGCAUUGUAGCAUACAAUGAGUCUACGCAGUGGGACGGGGAAGAAAACGAUGAUACAAAAAACGAUGAUGAUGGGGAAAACAGUGAUUCUUCCAAAACAAUAAUUACAAACAACAAAGGAAUGAUGGGGAGACGUGUUUCGUUCUCUAUGGAUUUCGAUGUAGAUGGAGACAUAGACGUGCAGUCGAAAAAGGACAUCGAUCAAAACAGACCAAAUGACCUUGAAAUUAUCACUGAACAUGCCUAGUUGUAGACAUUAUAAACGGGGACAACCGCAGAAUUGUUUGAAAUGUUAAAUUUUAUUUCUCCAUGGAUAUCACGAUUAGUUUCAAUCAUUGAAAUAUGAAUAUGCUUUUAAGACCCUUGAUACAACUCCUAAAAACAGCAUCUCUGCAACAGUUACGCUUACGAAGAUCGAAAUAUUCACUUUUAUAAUCAAGACGUAGAAUAGUGUUAAUACUUUUUGAACUACCAUGAUGAAUUACAUCGUCAAU